This is a messenger RNA of Paramecium primaurelia, 474 nucleotides long. Lineage: Eukaryota; Ciliophora; Oligohymenophorea; Peniculida; Parameciidae. The record is from the annotation of a GenBank genome assembly.
AUUUAAUCUAUGAGUGAUAAGAAUUGUUUUGAACCUAUUUGUGAAAAGGAAGACAUUCUCAAUUUUAAAUCCAAAAAGAGAUCUAAACUUUAAUUUGAUGAUGAAUAACCAAAUUAAGAAUGUCCACUUAAUAGGGCAACAUAUGGAAAUUAUACUUGGAAUAUGUUGCAUACUACAGCAAUCUAUUAUCCAGAUGAACCUACAUAUGAGUAAUAAUAGAAGAUGAGAAAUUUAUUUGAUGCCAUAGCUGAAUUCUAUGCUUGUAAACAUUGCAAAGCUCAUUUUCAAUAGGAAAUCUUGAAAAGUAAUAGAAAAUGUUGAUUUAAUUUAGAUCCUCCAUAAGUUACAUCAAGGAAGGAUCUAUCAAUAUGGUUGUGUUAGAGACACAAUGAUGUGAAUUAAUAACUUGGCAAAGCUCAAUUUGAUUGUAAUUUUGAAAAUCUUGAAAAGAGAUGGAGAACGGGAUGUUAAUGA